AUGGUCAACGUGUUAAAAAAAGUAUGGGAAACCGUUUCCGUCUGGUCUUCCCCGGCUACUCCCAGAGAUGGUUCUGUUUCGAACCAGCUUCCCGAUCGUGUGCAGCAGCAAAUCAGUUACUACUUGCAGAAUUCCUCGACCGGGGAGUUUGAUCGGAUUCCGCUGGAUAUUUUCUUCCAGAUACUCAAAUUACUGGGACCAAAUGAAGCUGCCAAGCUCAGCACCGUCUGUAAAGCGUGGAAAUUCGUCGUGGCGGAUAAUCGGCUAUGGAUUUAUUUCCUUCAGAAUCACCAGAAGGAGCCGUGGGAUUCUAUUUUCUUUGCAGAAACUUGCCUCCGAUCAGGAUACCCUCUUCGAACAUUCCCUGCACAAAUGCCUGAUCUGUCAUUCAUGCAAAUUUAUGCUCAACGCGCCCAAGUGCCCGGUGCUAUUAUCGUUGAUGGUGGCUCGGGCUAUUGCAAGUUUGGAUAUAGCAAGUAUAGUGCGCCUUCUGGGAAGUCUGCUACUUUCCUGGAAUUUGGUAAUAUUGAGUCCCCAAUGUAUUCUAGACUGAGACAUUUCUUUUCUACUAUUUUUAGUAGGAUGCAGGUGAAAGCAUAUACCCAGCCUAUUGUUGUGUCUGUUCCAAUCUGCCAUAAUGAUGAUACUGAAUCGGAUAGAGCAGCUAGAACACAGCUAGUAGAAUCUAUCUACUCUGCGCUGUUUGACAUGCAAGUUCCUGCUGUUUGUGCGAUUAAUCAGGCGGUUUUAGCAUUAUUUGCUGCUAGGCGAACAUCUGGAAUCGUUGUCAACAUCGGUUUCAACCAAACAUCUGUUGUUCCGAUUUUACAUGGAAAAGUAAUGCACAAAGUGGGUGUCGAGGUUAUUGGACUUGGAGCUUUAAAACUUACGGGAUUCCUUCGUGAAAAGAUGCAGCAGAGGAAUUUAAACUUUGAUUCCCUCUAUACUGUGCGUUCUUUGAAAGAGAACCUCUGUUAUGUCGCCCUUGAUUAUGAUGCCGAGCUUCUUAAAGACACUGAAGCAUCUUAUCAAGUUGCAGCUGAAGGAUGGUUUACUCUUUCAAAAGAGCGGUUUCAAACAGGAGAAGUUUUGUUCCAGCCUCGUCUGGCAGGAGUGAGGACGAUGAGUUUGCAGGGGGCCGUGGCGCUUUGCAUGGAACACUGCCACGAUGCAGAGUUAACUGGGGAUGACAGUUGGUUCAAAACUGUUGUUCUGGCGGGGGGUUCUGCUUGCUUGCCAGGAUUAGCAGAGAGAUUAGACAAGGAAAUUUGCAAAUUGCUUCCUCAAUUCAUGUCAAGUGGAAUCAAAGUUAUCCCUCCUCCUUAUGGUGCUGAUACUGCAUGGUAUGGGGCAAAGCUCAUCAGCAAUAUGAGCACUUUUCCGGGUUCGUGGUGUGUGACUAAGAAGCAGUUCCGCCAGAAGUCGAAGCGCCGAUGGUGA
Molecule: messenger RNA, 1440 nt
Organism: Oldenlandia corymbosa var. corymbosa
Lineage: Eukaryota; Viridiplantae; Streptophyta; Magnoliopsida; Gentianales; Rubiaceae
Source: the annotation of a GenBank genome assembly